AUGCCUAAAUUUGUAUCUCCUCCAGAACGUUUACUACGUUCAGCAGCAUCGCAUGCAAGUGCAUCGAGUACCAGUACAGGCGCCGCUUACCGGGCUGCAUUUUGUGCACAAACGAACAAGCCAUUAGUUAUUAAGAAAGUUUAUGAUACCAAGCAACUUGGUCCAAGUGAGUUACGUAUAAGGAUUCGGGCUUGUGCUAUCAAUUUCGCCGAUAUCCUCAUGUGCCAAGGAGCUUAUCAGGAGAAACCAAAUCUUCCAUUUAUUCCAGGCACAGAAAUUGCAGGCGAUAUCAUCGAGAUUGGUUCUAAUGUCACAACUUUCAAGAAGGGAGAUAAGGUACUAGCGUUGGUUAAUCUUCAUGGAUUCGCAGAACAAUGUAUUACUGAUGUUGAUGCUACUUGGAAAAUACCCAAUACAGUGAGCUAUGCGACUGCAGCAACGCUAGUUGUAUCUUACGCUACUGCUUACAUGGCUUUUGAUCGUCGAGCUGAACUUAAGAAAGGAGAAACUGUGCUAGUUACUGCUGCAGCUGGUGGGACCGGCUUGGCUGCAGUAGAUCUUGGAGCUAAUGUAUUUGGAGCUAACGUUAUUGGCGCUGCUGGAAGUGCAGAAAAGACAGCAUUAGCUAAAGUGAAAGGAGCAAUGCAUGCUAUUAACUACCGGGAACAAGAUAUAAAAACGGAAGUUUUAUCAAUUACUAAACGUAAAGGCGUUGAUGUAGUCUUUGAUGCCGUAGGGGGCGAUACCUUUGAAAAGUGUUUAAGAUGUACCGGCUUCGGAGGUAGAUUGCUUACUAUUGGGUAUGCAUCCGGUAGCAUUCCUAAGGGCUCCUACCGUUUUAAAGAUCCAAAGUUAUAUAAACAUUCUAUAGAUUCGGUUGUGCGGCUACUUGGCGAAGGAAAGAUUCACCCGCAUGUUGGUGCCUCAUUCCCCUUAAACAAGAUUAACGAAGCUUUCCAGUUUAUUAAAGAUCGCAAAUCAACUGGAAAAAUUGCUAUAACAAUGGAUUAG
Molecule: messenger RNA, 1011 nt
Organism: Trichoplax adhaerens
Lineage: Eukaryota; Metazoa; Placozoa; Uniplacotomia; Trichoplacea; Trichoplacidae
Exons: 11
Coding region: 1-1011 (336 amino acids)
Cellular component (GO): mitochondrion
Molecular function (GO): oxidoreductase activity
Source: RefSeq, a predicted model, not a curated record